Cordyceps militaris CM01 is the source of this 396-nucleotide messenger RNA. RefSeq lists its product as uncharacterized. Lineage: Eukaryota; Fungi; Ascomycota; Sordariomycetes; Hypocreales; Cordycipitaceae. The coding region runs from base 1 to 396 and encodes 131 amino acids. The transcript has 3 exons. The record is from RefSeq and is a predicted model, not a curated record.
AUGAACAAGGAGCCGCGGAGAAUCUGGACAGUGACCGCAGAUGGCUGGGGCGACCUGCACUGUACACGCGAGCAAACAAACGAGGCUGGCGCCCCGGAGUUUUUGGAAAUAUCUCAUUUCCCGACCAGACACUGCAAGGUUGCAGGAAAUGCGCUGGAGCCGAUGCAGAGCUUGUCGCAUGAUGCGACGCCACGGGCGGCGAACCUUGAUAACGACCCUUUAAUAGGUCCUCUUGUUGGCUGCGGCGUGUUGUCUUUACACGUGUCUGACGAUCAUAAGAACGAGGAGCGAGAGGACACGCAAAUAGCAUCAUCUCACAACAGUAACGGCACAUUCCAAACAACGGGCGUUGCGUGCCCCUCUGACGAUCCGCCCACCGCCGCUGCCCCCUUCUGA